This is a messenger RNA of Carcharodon carcharias (great white shark), 2483 nucleotides long. RefSeq lists its product as uncharacterized. Gene Ontology annotation, biological process: immune response-regulating cell surface receptor signaling pathway. Bases 224 to 1090 code for a protein of 288 amino acids. Gene Ontology annotation, molecular function: signaling receptor activity. The record is from RefSeq and is a predicted model, not a curated record. Lineage: Eukaryota; Metazoa; Chordata; Chondrichthyes; Lamniformes; Lamnidae. Gene Ontology annotation, cellular component: plasma membrane. The transcript is spliced from 5 exons.
GAAAGAUCAUAUUCCGUGUUACCAACUGAUGAUCCAAUUAUAUUCUGUUUUAUUGGUGUUUUUUAAGAAGACCACUUCCUGCUAAUGAGCAGCAAAAUAUUGUUUCCUUCCACCCUCUGGUUUGAACGGAAAACAAGGCAAUGCUUGUAAGGGCUGCUUUAGUGGAUAUAAUAUUUGCUUUAAAGAAUUUAUAUUGAAAGCAGCACUUUGAACACAACUUGGGAUGAAUCGUCAAUGCCCUUGGCACAUAGCGGUGCUUCUUAGGGCAUUUUUGUUAAUUGCUUGGUGGUUGUCCACAGUACAAGGACACAAUCAAAACCGGUGCCAAUUAAAACUCUCCUAUUCAAAAGCUACAGUCUAUGUUGUAGAAGGCUCCGUGUUUUCUCUCUCAUGCACCGCUAGCUACUGUGAGAACAAUUCCUCUGUGCCAGAAUUAAACUGGUGUAAGCAGACAUCAGAAGGUUGUACAUUGCUGUCUCAGCUGGAUGAAUUUGUCAAUGGAGCCACAUACGACUCACAUUUUGGGCCCAGUACGAUGACUUCUAUUCUUUGGAUUUCCCCUGCUCACAUUAACCACCACGGAGUCUAUCAGUGUCAGGGCCAUCUCCCCAGCCUCAGCUCAGCCACUGUGAUGGGCCACAUGAUAACAGUUUUGGUAGUGGAAUUCAAGAUGAUUAUUCCCAAUUCCAAAAUGAGAGGACAAAGAGGGGGUUUCCUAAGGCUUCAGUGCAUUGUGAAAUUCGAUAAGAAUUUGAAUAACACACUGACAGUAUUUUGGACAAAGGAUAAUGAAAACUGUAGCCAGCCAAUGCCAACAAACAGAGGUGGUAUCAGCAACCAAACAACGGCAACAGACAGACGUACUUUUACACUGACUCUAUCCAACCUCCAAAAUGAAGAUGCUGGAGUUUACUACUGCUGUGCUGCUCCAUAUUUAUCAUCGCAAAUCAUUGCAAUGCGUUCGAUAAAUGUGCAAGUCCAUGCAUUCAACAGUGUCCUGUUGAGCUUUAUUCUGCUCAUUAUCUGCAAAGCUGUUACCUUGGUGAUUCUUAUGGCGGUUGGCCAAACUUGGGCUUGUAAACAGAAAUGACAAUGGUAGAAAUCUGAAUAUGCAACACUGGAGAAGAAAAUGAAUGAAAACCUUGUCAAAUAGAAAUGCUGCAACACUUGGACUUUUGGAUCGUGUAUAUGCUGCUUCACACAUUCACUUUUAUGCUUGUGUUUUAUGUCCUGUGAUCUGCUGUAAAUCACUUUCCAGCCAUUACUGGAAUAUUCUUAAUAGGUCACAAGAUCACACGAUAAACACAGAUGAAGGAGGCCAUACCUCUCCCACUUCAAUGGAAAGGAAAAUCUGUCUGGGUGCAAAACAUGCUGCCCAUUUGCUGCUACCUAUUUUCCACCACCCCCAUAAAUUACAAUGACCAUUAAACCUCAAAAAUAUAAAUGUGUGCGUCCCGAUUAGUUUUGCAGGCAAAAUAAUGUAUCAAGUAUAAGGAGAAUGUCACUCUAAUUAUUAAACAAUCUGCCUUUGCAGUGAAUAAUAACACAAUAUAUACACAAAGUUAUAUAUUUUCUUCCUUUCCCAGACCACUGCCGUUUGUUCCCAUGCCGCAUGUCAUGACAACAGUCCUGAGAUGAUUUCCCACUUUGGGAGGGGCCGAUGACUACUAGGACCCCCUUGUCAGCAGUGAAGCUGUGUUCAGCCAUAGCUCAGUUGGUAGCACUCGCUGCUGAGUCAAAAGGCUUUGCGCUCAAGCCCCACUUGUGACUUAAACGUGCUAUCUAGGCUGCCACUCCAUGCAGUACUGAUUGAGAGAGUGCUACAAGAUUGGAGGUACCAUCUUUUGGAUGUGGCUGUGGCAUUUAGCCGAGGCCCCAUUUGCCCACUCAUGUGGACUUAAAAGAUCCCAACGCAUUAUUCGAAGAAGGGCACGGAGGUUCUCCCCUGUGCCCUGUCCAAUAUUUAUCUCUCAAACAACGUAACUUAAAAUCAGACUCUCUAGUCAUGAUCACAUUGCUGUUUGUGGGACCUUGUUGAGUGCAAAUUGGCUGCCAUAGCUUCUACAUUGCAACAUUGACUGCACUUCAAAAGGGCUUUACUGGCUGAAAUGCACUUCAGGAUGUCCUAAGGGCAUGGGAAGCACCAUAAAAAUGCAAGCCUUUCUUUCAUUCAGCAGCAUUCAGAUUUAAGCCUGUACCCCACCCUGUUAUAGCUUUGUACAUGGGUACUGUGACAUACAAUACUGCUUAACAUUCUUUUUUGCUUUUAUUCCUAUUUUAAGGUUGAUGUGUAUGCUGAUUAAAUAAGGCCAUGUCAAUAAUAAUGAAACAUUCUGGAAGUUUGCAAACCCACUGCAUUAUGGUACAGCAAAGUAAAUGCGAUGUUAAAUUCAACGUUACUGGAUCUUUCAUGAUUCUGAAGAGUGAAAUUGAAUCUAUGUUUCUCUGUUAAUAUUGAAUUCCUGGAACUAAUGCCUAUUUAG